Molecule: messenger RNA, 2031 nt
Organism: Bactrocera oleae (olive fruit fly)
Lineage: Eukaryota; Metazoa; Arthropoda; Insecta; Diptera; Tephritidae
Gene: RhoL
Product: Ras-like GTP-binding protein RhoL
Biological process (GO): small GTPase-mediated signal transduction
Molecular function (GO): GTPase activity; GTP binding
Source: RefSeq, a predicted model, not a curated record
CAGCUAUUCAUUCGAGUAUCUGAGUACGUGAAGAUCAGUUCGGUGUGCUUUAGUAAAUUUAUAUAUUGCGGAUAAAACGGCACAACAACAACAACGAGUGUUCUAAGACGUGAGGGUGUAGUAAGACGUGUGCGAUAAGAAGCUAAAAGUUUAAAUAUAAAAACGAAUUUGCGAAGCACGAACAUACGAAGGGUGCUUUGUUCGAUUAGUGACAGUGUUAUUAAUACAUACAUACAUAUCUAUAAACAUAUACAUACUCGUAUGUACAUAUAUUUGUGCAGUUGCCAAAGCAGCUGACGUGCAAAAGUCAAAAAGAAAAAAGUAUUAGUCAUAAAUAAAUAAAGCAACAAGAAUUGCUAAAGUUUAAAGUGUUCGAUAAGCUCAACACCGAGGCAAACACGAAAGUCAAAGGAAGCGGGCAACCAGCUAAGCAGCAGCGUAUAAAAUUUAUUGAAAAGCAUAUAACUCAAGCCGUUGAAGGAGCAUUGUCACAAGCCGGUGCAAUAUACAUAUCUUCCGACAACACUACACAAAACAACAACAACGCCAAAGAAAACAAGUGAAAACCAAGCACCAACUGCAGCAUCAGCAUCAGCACCAACAACAACAAAAUAAUGGCGAGAAGUUUACGUCCCCUUAAAAUCACGAUUGUUGGCGAUGGUAUGGUGGGCAAGACCUGCCUACUCAUCACAUACACACAAAACGAAUUCCCCGAAGAAUACAUACCCACAGUGUUCGAUAACCAUGCCUGCAACAUUACGGUCGAUGGCAAUGAAUACAGUCUGACACUCUGGGAUACAGCCGGGCAAGAGGACUACGAGCGCCUACGUCCGUUGAGUUAUCCGAAUACGAGUUGCUUCCUGCUUUGCUAUUCGAUAAGCAGUCGAACAUCUUUUGAGAAUAUCAAAAGCAAGUGGUGGCCGGAGAUACGGCAUUUCUCCAAUAAUGUUCCCGUUGUGCUGAUCGGCACCAAGUUGGAUUUGCGAGUACCCAAUUCGGAGAAAUUCGUGACGACAAGCGAGGGACGUCGUUUGCGCAAGGAAAUUCAUGCGCACACGCUGGUAGAAUGUUCGGCCAAAAAGAAGAUCAAUCUAAAUCAAGUCUUCGAAGAGGCAGUCAGAUCUGUGGAGAAGAAACCAAGUGCUAAACCGAAGCAAUGCACAUUGUUAUAGGUUAUGUUGGAAUGACAUUGUGAAUGACCAAGUGAUAGAUGGCGUAGAAAUUGUAAACCCAAUAGCAGCAACAAAAAUUAGAAAAAAAACGUUUAUAAAUUAGAAAAACUCAAUUCAAGUCUAAUAAUAUACUAUUUAUUCCUGAUACUUCUUUUUUGUACGCCUUAAAGUCGACUGCUUUUUGGUGCAGCAAAGAAAUUAUUUGGUAAUCAGCGUUGAAGUUGUUGGAAUACAGUCGAUUUUGACAGGUUGAUCUAGAUAGUUGGGCGGGUAGAGAGAACUUUGAGUUCUUUCGCUUUGUUUUAUUAUUGUAUUCUUUUUAUUAAAUAUUGUAAUGUUGUAAAAAAAGAAAAUAAACUAUUUUUACAUUUAGUAAUUAAGUGCAAAAUAUUGUAUACACCAAUAUACAAACAUAUAUAUGUAUUUAUUAAUAAAAAAUAAAAUAUUUAUCACUGUAACAGUUAGACGAACUGGCUGGACAGUUGGAUAAUAUAAACAAAAAAUCACCAGUUAGAUGAUAAAUGUUGUAAAGAAAAUAUAUAAAAAAAAGUAUAAAAUAAUAGUAAAUGUCAAUAAUUUAAAUAAAAACUAUCCUGAAUAUUUUACAACUCAUAUUUCAAUGAGUUUUACAUGAUAAUACUUUAAUUUAUCGAAAUGUAACAAGAUGAGCGAGUAUUGGCCAUAAUCAUAUCUAUAUAUUUUAAUAUGUAUGUAUGUGAUUUAAAAUGAUAUCACUACAAUGAUUAAACGAGUAUAAUAAUGUACCUAAAAUAAAUGUAUAAUACAAAAUAUAUUUAGUUAUUAAAUUUAUUUCCAACAUUUUUGAGAUGCAAUAAACAAUUUUUAAACUAGUCAUUAA